AUGUUCGCCCGCGCGAUGCAAGCUCAUGCGGCGCCGCGUGCCGUCGCAACCGCCGCCCGCCGCACGCGACCCGCGAGCUUCAACGCGCCGACCCUGCCAGCACUCCUUCGAAGCUUCACCAAGAGCUCUAGUGUGGCACAGAUGCUGGAUAAGAGCCCACAGCUUCGCCCAAACUUCGUGACUCGCCAGCUCCAGGUCCCCGUCGACCCAACCGCUGCCCGCGAGCCCUUGGGCGAGGCCAUCCCCGACACGCCAAUCGCCGUCCUCCGCACCGUCACCGGCAUCCGCGACUGGGCCUCCCUCUCCUGCGCCCGCUCAUACAGCGACGAUGACCAAGGUCUUGCCCUUGUGCCCACCAUGGGAGCCCUGCACGACGGCCACCUGCGCCUGAUCCGCGAGGCGGUGCGCCGCGGUCACAACAAGAUCGUCGUGAGCAUCUACGUCAACCCCGCCCAGUUCGGCGUCACCGAGGACCUUGAUAGCUACCCCAAGACCUGGGGUGCCGACUGUGCCGUGCUCAGGGCGCUCUACGAGGAGUUGAACGCCGAGUACACGGCUACCGCGCGGCCGGGUCCCAACUCCCAGCCGCAGCUCGAGAUGGCCGUCUUCGCGCCCACCACCCCCGAGAUGUACCCCUCCGGCUUUCCCGGACAGGAGGUAGACUCGGACGGGAGCUUCGUUACCAUCACCCCCGUGGGUGGGCUGCUCGAGGGCAAGACGCGCCCCACCUUCUUCCGCGGCGUCGCCACCGUGUGCAUGAAGCUGUUCAACAUCGUCCAGCCGUCGCGCGUCUUCUUUGGCCAGAAAGACGUGCAGCAGACCGUUGUCAUCCGCAAGAUGGUUCGCGACUUCUGCAUGCCUCUCGAGGCCGUCGUCGUGCCCACCGUCCGGGACGAGGGCGACGGGCUGGCGCUGAGCAGCCGCAAUGUCUACCUGGGCACGAGGAGGCGGAAGGUUGCGCCUGUGCUGAUACGCGCGCUGAGUGCUGCGGAGCGUGCCUACGUCAGUGGGGCCCUCGACGCGGGCGAGGUCGUCCCUGCGGCGUUGAAGGUGGUCCUGGACACGCUGGACGAGCAGAAGGACCUGCCACCCCACGAGGGUGUCUUGUUCCAGCUCGACUACAUAUCGCUGGCUGACCCCGACACCAUGGAAGAGAUCGACAGAAUCGACCCAUCCAAAGGAGCGAUUCUGAGUGGUGCGAUCAAAAUGCUGCCAGUGUACGCGGCACAGGAAGGCGAGGAUUUAGGCCACAAUAACGGGCCACCAGUGAGAUUGAUAGAUAACAUCAUCUUGCCGCCAAAAGCUUAG
Molecule: messenger RNA, 1308 nt
Organism: Diaporthe amygdali
Lineage: Eukaryota; Fungi; Ascomycota; Sordariomycetes; Diaporthales; Diaporthaceae
Product: pantoate-beta-alanine ligase
Exons: 1
Coding region: 1-1308 (435 amino acids)
Biological process (GO): pantothenate biosynthetic process
Molecular function (GO): pantoate-beta-alanine ligase activity
Source: RefSeq, a predicted model, not a curated record